This is a messenger RNA of Plutella xylostella (diamondback moth), 1941 nucleotides long. RefSeq lists its product as uncharacterized. The record is from RefSeq and is a predicted model, not a curated record. Gene Ontology annotation, cellular component: nucleus. NCBI's taxonomy places the organism in Eukaryota, Metazoa, Arthropoda, Insecta, Lepidoptera, Plutellidae.
UUUCGUUCGGUCAUUCUUGCUUGUCAAAAAAAUAAAACGGUCGUCGGGUUGUGUGACUAAUAUCUUUUCAAUAAAAUUAAAUCUAUUCAAUAGUAACAAUUUCAAUUGUUACUCUCCAAAGACUGAUUAUUUAAGUCGUAGUUACUCCAAACAAAUAAAGCAACAAUGACGUCAACCUCCUUCAACGUAGGCCUGGGUGAUGGCGACCGCGUGUCGUCGCGCGUGCUGCGGCCCCCGGGCGGGGGACACACGGACAUCUUCGGAGGGGAGCCCGAGCCCCCGCGCACGACUGGGCGCCGUAUGGUGCCAGGCGCCACUGCUGCUGGCGGUCAAUUCGAAUACGACGGCGGCAGGGCUCAACCAGCGGCGGCUCAAAACGGCGACGGUCACCAAAACGGUGCCUCGGCUGAACCUAAGGCGGAACCCAAACCGGAAACCCCUAAGGAAGAGGCCAAGCCGGCCCCGGCCCCGCAGGCCCCACAAGCGGAGGCCCCGAAGCGUGUGCGAGUCCCCCCGGGCGGUUUCUCAUCCGGCCUGUGGUAAGGAAGCUGGGUCAGAGGGUAUCACAACAACAUGCAAGCGAAACGCGGCGUAAACCUCAGAACACGGAUCUGACAGAUGACGUUCAGUUGUCUAUGGUCUUGUGCUGAGGCGCGCCGCGCUCGCUCGCUGAUUCCAUAUUUGAAUUCGUUCGAUGAUUGAUUUGGGGUUUGGUUGGUUAUGUUUUUCUUUUUAUUGUAACAACUUUUUAACUGCCAGUGACAUUUCAAUGUUUAACUUUUACAUGAAUGUGACGAUUUACUUGUGUGUGUAAAAUGUAAUGUUGCUGAACCCGUUUCGAUUGGAUGACUGAUGAGGCCGUAAGUUCAGGCGUGUGAUACUCUCACGGUGCUUUUUUUGUUUGGCAUUUAGUGUUGACGCGCUGGGACCAGGUAAUAGCUAGGAAUGUAUUUAAGUUGUCUUCUAAUAUUAUCUGCCUGUCUUCUGUGACAAAUUCGUUACCAAAAAAUAAUAACUACCCUAUUUGUCAUUAUAACAUAAGUAAUUUGAUACAAUAAUGAUUACGAUUUAUUCCAUUAAAAGCAUUUUAUUGUAUAACUUUUAAGCUAACAAGCUCAAUAAGAAACGAAACAUUUGAAAUUAAGUUUUUGUAUUAUUAAUGUUUAGACUAGGAAUCAUGAUAGGUUUCUUAGAAUUGGCUAGGUCUUUGAGAUUAUAAUUACUGGUCCCAAGCUUAGUUUUGUCCAGUGCGCUGGCUAGAAGCUGUUCUCUUGUAUAAUCCUCGCGAAGCUAUUUAGCUAUUCUAGUAUUUUUUAAUAAACAAUUAGGUCUCUUUUUAAUUAUUUAGUCUAGCUUCGAGACCCUUUAAGUAACAUUGUAAUAACUAAUAUUUUAAUACUUUUCCCUUAAAACAUAGGUUUUUUCCGUGCCGGUUUUGUGCUGGUUUCUUUUAAAAGUAGGUGUUUCAACUGCGAUGGUCACUGAUUGAAGUAGGAAUUGCAAGCAUAUUUAAUUGUGGAUCUUUUGACGAAUUUAUGUCUCUUAUACACAUUGGAUGUUGAUGUUUAGUGUCGUAAUUUUUGUAAAAUUUUACGCUCAUUGUUUUGUAAGUCUCUUGGCUAGGCAUUUUAGUACAUACCGUUAAAAUACAAAAAAAUAUGGUUGCUCUACCAUUUCGCAACAUCGGAGAAAGAGUAAAAAAAUUAAGGUCUACUAAAAUGCGUAGGCAGUGUAAAAUAGACUGAUAUGUGCCUAUCGUUAAUGUAAAAUGUACUUAACUGUGUUGUCUCAAAUAGCAUUUCAUGUUUCACAAUGAUUAAUUAUUACGUUUCAUUAUAAAAUAAUAAUUUGUUUGCCUGCGUCGGCAGUCGCGCGAUUAUGUAUUAUAUAUUGAUGAUAAUUAAUUGUAUUUUUAUAUGAAUUACAAUUCGGUAAUAACUA